UCGACCAGACAUCAGUGUCGCGAAACCAGCCGACGAUUCAGUUGACGUCUGCUAUUUCUGACGUGUUGCAACUUCCGAGUUUAGGUCUGCUCAAAAUUGAACUGCGUCUGUUUGUCCACGUGCUGUUGUGUUAAGCGCAUUCAGCAUGAGCUGGACCAACAGAAUGGCUCGUCACGGAAGUGAACGCUCGCUCCAGUCGCUGAGUUUAACUUCGGCCCGGAAUUCUGGGCAAUCUUCCGCCCCCGGCGUCCCGGAUCCCCCGGGUGGUAUGCCCGGUACCAGCGUGGUUGUGAAGUCGCCCUCGACGCCGGCGAACGCCGCCGUGUCUUCGACGCCCUUGCAGACGCCGUCCCCGACUUCGGGCGAAAAUUCGCGCAUCCCCCGGCCAUCUCCGGCGCCCCUUCGACGCGCCGGGAGUUUACGCGUGCGCGGGGAACGUGCCCUGGCACACCAGCAUCACAGGACCCCCGUGGGUUCAGCCGUCCACCACCUCCAAGGGAACACCAGGCACCCGCAGGAGUUCUUCCCCGCCAUCACGGAGAAUGGAGUCAGUUCGCCCCGGCACCGAUCUCUCAGUUUGUCACUGACACCAGUGCGGCCGCGAAAUAGCAACGCGGCCGCGAGCUUGGGGGCUGAUGACAGCGAUGCAGAUAGCCUGAAAAGCUAUGGGAGUGCUUGCAGCACCGCAAGCGCCUGCGAUCAUGCACUGUUUGCACUAAAUGGUACGACUUGGUCUGGGAAGUCACGUAAAUAUGUGGUACACUGUUCCAAUCACAAUGGUGAUACGGAACGGUAUCUUACACCGACUCAACGUGCUGCUCGACAGAUAAGGAAGCUUCAAACUCUUUUGACUGAUGCUAAGAAGGAAAUCGAGGAAAAGGAUCAAGAGAUAUUUCGCCUGGCUAAGGAAGUUGUGGAACUGCGUUUGUACAAAGCAUCCCUCAACAGUCCUGACGAUAGAACAGACAGUAGCGAUGCUUUGACUGUUCGAGAGAAUAAUCUUCUGUCUCCUGAAUCACCUUGCAAAGAUCUUCCGGAUGAGGAGUGCCUCAAGUCUCCCAUUAACCCAGAAAGUCCUGAAAAAAUUAAUUCCUCAGACCUACCUUCAUCGUUGGCGGAUUCCGGACACUUUGAAGACAGUUCGGUUCAUUCCAAGGAUUCUGCCUCCUUUCCUCCUACUAGUACCAACUUUUCAAACAGUAGACAAAAUAACGAACGCGAUGAGGAAAGACGAAGAAUCGUUAAUUUGUACGAAAGCAGGAUUGAGGAGAUGCAUCGCACGCAUAUCGACGAAUUGCAGACCCUCAAACAAAAACACAAUGACAAGGUGGAGAGUCUUCUUACACAGCUAUCAGAAAUAAAUAUAAGAUAUUGUGAAGUUCGUCCGAGUAUGGAUGCUGCAGAAACACGAACUCGUGAGUUGGAGACCGAGCUAGAGGCUGUGAAAAAAGAACUUGGUGAACAAAAAGCUUUACUGGAUGAGCAAGAGGAAAGGAAUAAACAGAUGUAUCUGAAAAUGUAUGCCAAAGGUCAAGAGGCAGCUCGUAUAGAACAUGCUGACCAGAUAUUAGAGCAAGCGCAUCAAACUCCGUCGAAAGUAUCUGUACCUGAAUUACUGCAGCAGUUAACCAUAACGAAAGCCGAACUAGAGAAUAUUAAGGAUACAAGCUACACGCCUGAACCUCACAUUUCAGCCGAUAGUAGCAAAACUUUGUUAAGCGCUAAGGAGGCUGUUUCUCUCUGGGUCCUUGGCGUUCGUAAGGCAAUGUAUCGGCGCAUCAUAGAAUCACGAAGCAGCCAAGGAGCUCUGGACCCUGAAAUAACACUGCAAUUCCUGAAGUCAGCAGUUUACUACUUUCUCACGGACAGAGAAAACCACAACGGUCACCUAAACGCUAUUGAAAGUAUCCUAGGUUUUACUGAAGCAGAGAAGCAUAACAUCGACAAACUUUAUCGAUCCCUUAGAAAAUAAUUACUACCUAUUCUAAAACUAUGCCUUCAUUGUCGUCAAUAAUGUUAAUAAUGAUGUAUGGUGCUGUAGUUGUUUGCAGUUUACGGAAAAACUUCAUUUACUUUAUAGAGUAUACUCACAGUAAUAUUACUUACUUCUUAUCAACGAUUUGUCAAUCAACAUUGUCAAUUCUUUACAGCUGACUCUUGAGCCAAACAUUUUUCUGAUGUCUAGAAAUGUAUACAGUGAAAUUUUCCAGAACAUUUUUCAUUUUCAAAUCGAUCAAUUACUCUAUGUAUUGAAAUUAGAAAUGAAAGUAAAAAUCAGUGAGAUAAACAUAAACUUGCUUAUCCCGUCGCUCUAGACAAACACAGAGUAUUUGGUGAAACUGGGCUACUUGAGCCAGUUGAGGCGAGUGGAUCUUGUGCUACUUCUGUGGCAUGAUUUUUUGAGUAUAAGUGGGUACCUUUCCCAAAUAUUCCUCGUAUUAAACAUGAUCCAAACGUUACCAUACUUCUAAAUUUUUACUUUUACCUCUGUAAAAUGUGAUUGGACCGUUGGAAUAAGGUUUAUGUUCGAGCAAGGUUUCAAACGAAAGAUACUGUAACUAAAAGCAUUCAUUCAUUUCAUGAUUUUGAUAUUCCAUCCCUUUUGGAAAAAACCUUCAACUUUCAGGUAAAUUCGUAAUGCCAACUCAUAGAUAAUUCUAAAAUCCCAUAAGAAAAAAGUUGAGGGUAUGCACCCCCAAGUUGAGGUUUUUUCCCGUCAGACUAACAUACAUAAAAUUGACUAACGCAAAUGUAAUGAAUAUCUUCCAAAUUUGACAUAACUUAUUACUAAUUUAAGUGGGGAAAAAUCCUGUUUUUGAAAUCAUUACGUGGCUACUAAGAAAUUGAAUUUGAAUCUUAGUAUUGUAAUGAAUGCUGUAAACGUUUGUGUUAUUUUUAUUUUGAAUGCUAUUACCAUUUGAACUCUUGUUCCUGAACUUUGGAAUCAGCACCAGACAUCAAAUUUUACUUUGCCGCUGCUGGAUAGCGAGCAGUAUUAAUAUUAUGCAUCUGUUUACUAUAAAUUUAGAUGUAAGGUUCCGAGAUUUAAAGCUACAUCUUUAAUUCCAUUUACCGCAUACAUAUCCGUAAACUGUUUUAAUUUUACAAUCGAAAGAAAUGUCGCAUUUUUAUUUUAUUGACAAUCAGCUGUCACAUACAUUAUAGUGAAAAGCAUGUUAUGUACUUUUCGAAUCGUAUGAUAAAAUAUUCGGUACUUUGAAUCAAUCUCACUUAUAUUAAUAUAUUACUAUAUAAUGUAUAAUUUUGAGAUUUGAAAUUUUUGUGCAUGAUAUGUAAUGCUUAUUCAUAUCCUGCUUAUGAAGUACGAAAAAAAAACUGCUUUGCAUACAGUUGCAAGGAGUCUAUUUCAUUAAUUUUUUCAAAACCAUGUUCAAAAUAAACUUUAAUCUUUAAGAAAUAUCCCUGCUUACAAAGUCCGACAGGACUUGAUAGAUUACGAUUAGGUAUUAAAGAAUAUCACGGUAAUGGUGGAGAAACAUGAUACAAAGUGAUAAGUCUGUCGUGUUUCUGAAUCUUAUUCUCUAAUACUCUAUCAGAAUCUUUCAUGUCGUAUUAAACUUCUCCAGCAGGGAUUACAGUGAUUCCUAAAAUGGCAAUAGAUUAAGUAUAUUUAUAUCUGUAUUGCGGAAACGAGUAUAUCUUAAUCAAUCGGAAGUCUGGUGGUAUGGCGUCCAGAUAGAAUAGAAAUAAGAGGAGACUGAGGAAAAUAUUGUACCUUUAAAUCUGUGUUUGUCUAAAUAUAACUUUGUUGCAGAUGGGCUCACAAUUACUGACAGAUACUGUAAUUAUUUUGCAAGCUCAUUCUGUUGCCGCUAAUGGAAUGAAAGUAUAUUCUUUCUUCACAGUAAUUGGUGGGAAAAGUUUUUUUUACUUUUUAUUUGAAGGGUACAAUCAUUUUAUCAGUACUGAUAAAUCGAAGAGGCUGAAGUCAAAUAUAUACUACCUAGCUAACAAUAACAAUCCGUGGUAAUGAUAAAAUUUAUUUUUAUGGAACGAACAAUAUGUUGGUUUUUAUGGUUCUUGGAAUGUAAAGAACGGGGGCUACAAUUUCAGUAAUUGCAGUUUAUAAGCUUCAAUAUUGAUCUUAAUCAGGUAUUUAUUCAUUAUCAUGUGAUUACGAACCCAUCGAUAAUUUUUACAUUAGGCUUGUGUAUCCUUCCUAUUUGAAGUAUUUAUGCACGAAUAUGUAGAUCUAAUUAGUUUGAAAGAUGUGAGACCCGGUGUGGGAAAGCACAGAGCUUUUGUAAAACCCCAGCUGCUGAAAAGUAUUUUUACUCCAUUACUACUUAAGUAAUUAAGAUUAUCAUUAAGCAGCCUUUGACUGUAUGUUACUAGUUUGCAAACUCUAACGUAUGCAGAUAAAUAAAAGUAUAUUCUAUA
This is a messenger RNA of Neodiprion fabricii, 4401 nucleotides long. RefSeq names its product protein quick-to-court (gene qtc). The coding region runs from base 146 to 1972 and encodes 608 amino acids. The record is from RefSeq and is a predicted model, not a curated record. The transcript has 8 exons. Lineage: Eukaryota; Metazoa; Arthropoda; Insecta; Hymenoptera; Diprionidae.